AUGGCUGGGCUACAGCCAGAGGUGCAGCAUGACCAAUCGGGGACCCAGGCCCGGUCACAAGCAGAAGGGCGGCAGGAGCUGCCGGGGGAAGAGCGGCAUGAGCUGCCAACAGGAGGGCAGCUAGAGCUGUCGGGGGAGGGGCAGCUGCCGGCAAGGGAACAGCAAGCGGUAGACGUGGAGAUGACCGAGCUACAGCCGGAGGUGCAGCAGGACCAAUCCGGGAACCAGGCCCGGCUGCAGGCAGGAGGGCAGCAGGCGCUGCCGGCGGAAGAGCGGCAGGAGCUGCCAACAGGAGGGCAGCUGGAGCUAUCGGGGGGAGGGCAGCAGGAGCUGUUUGAGGGGGAGCGGCGGGAGCCGUCGGCGCGGGGGCAGCUGGAGGUCGCUAGUGCGGACUCUACAAGCCAAGCGAAGAGAACCCGGGCACGGGGCCGAGGCGGGAGACGACACGCCCGUAAGACGCAAGGACGGACUGGAAGCGGUGCUGCCGCACAGCAGGCGGAGGGGCAGCCGGGGGCGACUGAGACACCCCAGGGAGCUCCGCGGGUGGGGGGGCAGCCGAGGGUGCCCGGGGCACCCCAGGGAGUGCAGCAGGCAGGGGGGCAGCCGAGGUUGCCCGGGGCACCCCAGGGAGUGCAGCAGGCAGGAGGGCAGCCGAGGGUGUCUGGGGCACCCCAGGGAGAGCAGCAGACAGGAGGGCAGCCGAGGGUGCCCGGAGCACCCCAGGGAGAGCAGCAGGCAGGAGGGCAGCCGGGGGUGCCCGGGGCACCCCAGGGAGAGCAGCAGGCAGGAGGGCAGCCGGGGGGGCCCGGGGCACCCCAGGGAGUGCAGCAGGCAGGAGGGCAGCCGAGGGUGCCCGGGGCACCCCAGGGAGUGCAGCAGGCAGGGGGGCAGCCGAGGGUGCCCGGGGCACCCCAGGGAGUGCAGCAGGCAGGAGGACAGCCGGGGGUGUCUGGGGCACCCCAGGGAGAGCAGCAGACAGGAGGGCAGCCGAGGGUGCCCGGGGCACCCCAGGGAGUGCAGCAGGCAGGAGGGCAGCCGAGGGUGCCCGGGGCACCCCAGGGAGUGCAGCAGGCAGGGGGGCAGCCGAGGGUGCCCGGGGCACCCCAGGGAGUGCAGCAGGCAGGAGGGCAGCCGAGGGUGUCUGGGGCACCCCAGGGAGAGCAGCAGACAGGAGGGCAGCCGAGGGUGCCCGGAGCACCCCAGGGAGAGCAGCAGGCAGGAGGGCAGCCGGGGGUGCCCGGGGCACCCCAGGGAGAGCAGCAGGCAGGAGGGCAGCCGGGGGGGGCCGGAGCACCCCAGGGAGUGCAGCAGGCAGGAGGGCAGCCGAGGGUGCCCGGGGCACCCCAGGGAGUGCAGCAGGCAGGGGGGCAGCCGAGGGUGCCCGGGGCACCCCAGGGAGUGCAGCAGGCAGGAGGACAGCCGAGGGUGUCUGGGGCAACCCAGGGAGAGCAGCAGCUAGGGGGGCAGCCGGGGGUGACCCGAGCACCCCAGGGCGAGCAGCAGGCAGGGGAGCAGCCGGAGGUGCCCGGAGCACCCCAGGGAGUGCAGCAGGCAGGAGGGCAGCCGAGGGUGCCCGGGGCACCCCAGGGAGAGCAGCAGGCAGGAGGGCAGCCGAGGGUGCCCGGUGCACCCCAGGGAGAGCACCAGGCAGGAGGGCAGCCGGAGGUGCCCAGGGCACCCCAGGGAGAGCAGCAGCUAGGGGGGCAGCCGGGGGUGACCCGAGCACCCCAGGGCGAGCAGCAGGCAGGGGAGCAGCCGGAGGUGCCCGGGGCACCCCAGGGAGUGCAGCAGGCAGGAGGGCAGCCGAGGGUGCCCGGGGAACCCCAGGGAGCGCAGCAGGCAGGAGGGAAGCCGAGGGUGCCUUGGGCAACCCAGGGAGUGCAGCAGGCAGGAGGGCAGCCGAGGGUGCCCGGGAAACCCCAGGGAGCGCAGGAGGCAGGAGGGCGAGGGUGCCCGGGGCACUCCAGGGAGAGCAGCAGGCAGGGGGGCAGCCGGAGGCCGCCUUCCCCAUGCCCCCGUUUUCCGUGUGACACGUGUUUCCAUACUUUCGCUACGCGAGGGGCCGCUGCGAACCACAUGAGGGUAUGCCGGGCGGCUGAGGCGGAGAGGCGUGCACAGGCUCUCGGCUCGAUUCCGUCUCUGGUGGAGACCGACACGCAGGAGCGACCGGCGCCGCGGGAGUUUGGGGACGAGGCGUGGGCUGGGGUCACGUCAUGGGAAUGGGAAACAUUUUUCAGUGUGGAGGCGGUUGGAGGGAGGACAGUGCGCCGGAUUCCACAGCGGGCCAGGUCGGGGGCUUUAGACGCGCUCUGUUGCAUCCUAAAGCGCUUGAAGAGCCAACCGGGGGAUGAAGCCGCUACCCUCCUACUCUUGGCGUUUCCGCGCCUCAUCCUGGCCGUGCCUCCCAAGCCAGGCAUAGGUCAGAAGGCGCAGAUCACAGAGCGGCUGGGUGCGUUCUGGGAGGGGAGGUGGCGGGAGCUAUUCGACUCUGCCAUGGUGGCAGCGCAGCCAGCAGUUCGCCCACUUUCCUACACUUGCUCUGACGAGGACCCGGACGCCAUCCGCCUAUCACGGUGCCAUGGUGCAGUCGCUGCGAGAGAAGCACCCGGCUAG
Messenger RNA from Closterium sp. Naga37s-1, 2613 nucleotides. NCBI's taxonomy places the organism in Eukaryota, Viridiplantae, Streptophyta, Zygnematophyceae, Desmidiales, Closteriaceae. The record is from the annotation of a GenBank genome assembly.